AUGUCUACAUACAAUACUCCAAAUCGUCUACGACAUACACCAAAAACAACUCGUACCUAUGAAUCAAGUGAUAAUGGAACACCAAGUCCUGCACGUUUUCGUUCAAAACGUAAUUGUAAUGAUGAAAAUUCAUAUCGAAAAACAAAAUUUGAACCAAAUUUUGAUGAAAAUGCUAAUGAUCAAUUUCAUGAAGGAACUUUAAAUAAAUUUUAUAUUAAAAAUAAUGAUGAAAAAUUAGAACGAAUAUCAAAACCAAGUUUUGAAGAAGAACAAGAAGAAUUAAAAAAAUCUUUAUCAAAAGAUUGGUGUGAUAAAAUGGAUAAUGAAGAAGCAGAAGAAAAAAAAUUACAUAGUUUUAUUUUAUAUCUUAAACAAUUUUCUAUACAUGAAAAUAAAACAACAGAAGAACUUCUUUCAUCAAUUGAAUGUUGUCCAAAAGAACUUUUACGUCGACAAAAAGAAAUUAGUAAAGGAAAAUUAUCAAAAAUAUAUGAAAAUUAUAUAUUGAAUAUACCUCGAAAAUAUCGUAUGCGACAACAUCCACGUACACCAUGUAAAUAUGCAAAAAUGUCUCGACGUGGUUUUGAUGGUGCUAUUAAAGCAUGGCGUCGAAAACUUCAUGAAUUUAGUGGAGAUAAAUCAAAAGAAAAUAAUAGUAUUAAUGAUGAUGAUUCAAUCUCAUCAUCACAACGUAGUGAUGAUUAUUCAACAUCAUCAUCAACAUCAAUAUGUAUGGAUGAAAAUGAUGAGAAUUUUCUUCCAGAUUUAUAUGAUUUUGAAGAAUCACUUAUAAAUAAUACGAAAACAAUUGAAUCAUUUAUUGAUUUGGAUGUUGCUAAUUCUAUGGAUACAAUUAUUAAUAAUGUUGAUUCACGUUCAGCUAUGACAUUUGAUUGA
Messenger RNA from Rotaria sp. Silwood1, 897 nucleotides. Lineage: Eukaryota; Metazoa; Rotifera; Eurotatoria; Philodinida; Philodinidae. The record is from the annotation of a GenBank genome assembly.